Messenger RNA from Anopheles arabiensis, 1605 nucleotides. RefSeq names its product N-acetylglucosaminyl-phosphatidylinositol de-N-acetylase (gene PIG-L). NCBI's taxonomy places the organism in Eukaryota, Metazoa, Arthropoda, Insecta, Diptera, Culicidae. Gene Ontology annotation, molecular function: N-acetylglucosaminylphosphatidylinositol deacetylase activity. Gene Ontology annotation, biological process: GPI anchor biosynthetic process. The record is from RefSeq and is a predicted model, not a curated record. Bases 15 to 1031 code for a protein of 338 amino acids. Gene Ontology annotation, cellular component: endoplasmic reticulum. The transcript has 3 exons.
GACGUGAUGAGGAAAUGAUUCAUGCUUCCUCGAACAUCGAUCCGCACGGCAGUGACACUAUCAUCCGCUCGGUUCCAUCGCCAGUGCCAUCAUCACUGCUCGCGUGGUGGUUCCAGUGCGGAAAGACGGAAGCACAGCAGGAACAGCAGCAGCAGGAUCCGCUCGGACCGACCGGCUGCCUGGAGGUGAUUUACGGUAUCGCGCUGCACUACCUACACGAAACGCUGGAUCACAUUGCGCUAGUGCUGCUGGCCUACAGUGUACUAUGCGUCGUCCUGUACCGGGUGAUGUUUCACCGUGCGACCGGUGGUUCGCGCUUCGGCCGGUGGCUGGUGCGCCGAAGCCAUCUGCCACCGUGCAGCCGGGCCCUGCUCGUGACCGCCCAUCCAGAUGACGAGGUGAUGUUCUUCGGUCCGACCAUACUGGAGCUGCGGCGCCGCCAGUGCCGCGUGUUUGUGCUGUGCCUGUCCGAGGGCAAUCACGACCGUAAGGGCGCCGUGCGGAGGCAGGAGCUGUGGGAUGCGUGCGAAAGCAUGGGCGUGCGGCCCGAGGACAUAACGCUCGUUAAUGCGACACAUUUGCAGGACGAUCCGACCGCGGAAUGGAGGGCGGUCACGAUUGCGAACCAGCUGCUCCGCCAGCUGGAAUCGCUCGACGCGGAGCUGCUGAUCACGUUCGACAAGGAAGGUAUCAGCGGCCAUCCGAACCAUAGUGCAAUUUACUACGCGACCGCUUCGCUGUGUCUUUCCGGCAUGAUACCGAACAAUUGUAAAGUAUUAACGUUAGAAACGGUGAAUCUGUGCCGAAAGUAUUUGUCGAUAUUUGAUCUGCCGGCGACGCUGCUGCUAUCUACCAAUUGGGUCAUCCUCAGCUGGAAAGCUCGGCGCGCUGUGCAGAAUGCGAUGCGCUUGCACAACUCCCAGAUGGUGUGGUUUCGCAAGCUGUACAUAAUAUUCUCCCGCUACAUGGUGAUCAAUUCGUUGCGCGAAAUUAACAAAUCCGACGUAGAGUUUGAAAUUUUGGAUACCUAAGUGGGGUGACAGACGCGCAAACCUUUUUGCGAGCGCCAACCAAACAAAACUGUGCACCGAAACAGCUUCCAGAUGCUUCUUCCAUCAGCUGGGACCACCAAAUCACGCACUCCGUCUUGUAGUAAACACCCACAAGAGCACAUCCACCCAGAACGAAUGAAAGCGACGAAGAACAAGAACACGUUCCUAGGAUCCAAAUAAUGCUAACUGAUAAGUACGAUGCGCUUUCGCUAGUCUUCAACUUUAUGUUGUUUUACCCCAUAAGUAGUUGAAUGCAACAAUUUAUUCAAUAGCCCGAGAGAUAGAGAUAUCGGUGAGGCAGAAUCGUGGCCAGUCGGACAAAAUCUGUCCGUAUGUGAAGGCAUUUUUGAGUUGAACUCUGUAUGUUGAGCUUUGCGGUAUUUGAUUCAAAUUGUUUGAAUAUUGUUCAAAAUGAUAUUGGUUGAGAAGCUGAUGAAAAGUUUGAAAUUGUUGUAUGUGUAGAGAAAAAUUUGCUCUAGCUCUAGUCCUUUCCUUCCAUUCGCGUAGGUUCUGUAAAUAGAUCGCUUUCUUCGGGGAGCAGUCGCCUUUCCUA